AUGAUGCGAGUCGAGUGUGCAAUCUCGGGGUCUGCUCCACAGCGGUGUUCUCGCUCCGCAGUGUACCGCGUCGUCUGGGUCUUCUGCGAGCUCUUCUCUGAUGGCAUAUUCGGCGAGCUGCGGGCCUUCCUCUGGGUCCUCCACGGGUCCGUCGCAGGGGUCUCUGGCUGCGUCGAAUGCGCAUGCGGCUUCGACGGCUGCACGCUCGAAUUCGUCGCCCGACCCCGGCGGUGGCCCGCGUGCCUUCCUGGCGCGCGCCGCGGCCGCGGCGGGCUCUCGGCGCGCGCGGGAAGGGCGGCCAGGCGAUGCGAUCCGGCGGCAGAUGUGGAAGGGCACGACGGAAAUUGA
Messenger RNA from Prorocentrum cordatum, 348 nucleotides. The record is from the annotation of a GenBank genome assembly. NCBI's taxonomy places the organism in Eukaryota, Dinophyceae, Prorocentrales, Prorocentraceae.